Molecule: messenger RNA, 798 nt
Organism: Caenorhabditis briggsae
Lineage: Eukaryota; Metazoa; Nematoda; Chromadorea; Rhabditida; Rhabditidae
Exons: 3
Coding region: 1-798 (265 amino acids)
Biological process (GO): protein refolding; cellular response to unfolded protein; vesicle-mediated transport
Cellular component (GO): cytosol; cytoplasm; plasma membrane
Molecular function (GO): heat shock protein binding; ATP binding; ATP hydrolysis activity
Source: RefSeq, a predicted model, not a curated record
AUGAGUAAGGAUUUCGAUUGGCCCGUUGGAUACAAUGAUGAACUCAACUGCUCUAUCAACCCAGAUGAAGCGGUUGCUUUCGGAGCUGCCGUUCAAGCUGCAGUCCUCUCUGGAGUCAGAGAUGACACCAUCAAGGACGUCGUCCUCUAUGACGUGACUCCUCUGAGUUUGGGAAUCAAGCUUGUUGGAGGACGAAUGAGCAAUGUUAUCAAUCGUAAUACACGUAUCCCAGCAAAUGCUACCGAGCCAUACACCACAGUUGAUGACAAUCAAACAAGUGCGGACAUCUUCGUCUACGAAGGAGAACGAGCUAUGGUUAAAGACAACCAUCUACUCGGACAUUUCAAGCUCUGUGGAAUCCCACCAGCGCCACGGGGAACUCCGACAAUUGAUGUGACUUUUAAUAUCGAUGCAAAUGGGAUUCUGAAAGUCACUGCUAAAGAUAGGGGUUCUGGUAGUUCAAAUAGUAUUAAUAUCCAAUAUGAAAAGGGAAGACUAUCGCAGGCAGAUAUUGAUCGAAUGGUCCAAGAAGCUAAACAGUUUGAAAAAGAGGAUGCUCAACGAAGAGACAAGGCGAAUGCCAUAAACGCGUUUACAGAUUACGUGUAUCAAUGGAAACAGGCAGUCGAAAAGUACGGUGAUCGGCUGAGCUCGAGAGAACGGACCAUCGCAAAAGAGGCUGUAGAUAACGCGCUUCGUUGGGCGAAAUCCGACGGUAUCGAGAAACAUCAUUUAGAAAAUGUCGAAAAGAUGUUUAAAGAGCUCUUUGAGGUGAUGAAGAUCACGGUGGAGAGCUAA